AUUAUGUUGUUUAAAGUCCUAUUUUAAUACACUAACUCGUGUUGAUCAAAUAUUUUUCAGAUUUAGAAUUAAGACUAGUAUUGUAAAAGUCAAAUUAGCAGGAAUAAAGAGAACUUUCCAUCAUUUCCUAGAAUGUCUCAACUUAAUGGAAGAAUCAAGAAAUUUUUACAAAGCUCUUUCCCUCCAGAGAGAAUGUUGAGGAACUACGUAAAACUUAGCCAAACAACUUGUUCCAAUUCGAGAAAUGAUGGAAUAAAAGCCGCCGUUUGCGAAGAAUUAGGAAAACCUUUAAAAAUAAAGACCUUACCAAGACCAUCAAUGGAGGAACAUGAGGUGAGAAUCGGAGUGCAUUAUGCUGCAGUAAAUUUUGGUGAUGUUUUACAAAUUCAAGGAAAGUACCAGGAAAAACCUCGAUUGCCCUUUGUUCCUGGGGCAGAAUUUAGCGGAAAGAUUACUCAGGUAUCAAAAGGUGAAGAGGACUUUGAAGUAGGAGAUCAUGUAGCAGCUAUAUCUCUUAAACCGUGCGCUCUCGCCGAAGAAGCCUGUGUGCCAAAAGGAACAAUCUUCAAAAUUCCGAAAAGUGUUCCUCUGCAAUAUGGAGCAGCUUCGCUUACAUCCUAUGGAACAGCGUGGUUGGCUCUAAAGAGAACGGCAAAUAUUCAAGAAGGACAAACUGUGUUUGUUAGCGCUGCUGCAGGUGCUGUAGGUUUAGCAUUGGUUGAUUUAGCGGCUAAUAUCUUUGGAUGUAACGUUAUAGGAGCUGUUGGUUCGGAUGCUAAAGCAAAAAUUGUCCUAGAAAAGGGUGCUAAACACGUUGUUAAUUAUACAAAUGAAAAUAUUAGGUUUGUUAAAGAAAAAAGAGAAAGAUUAAUCUGAAAAAAAUUCAAUAAAACAAAUGGAAGAAUUAAUUUCAAUCAAUCAUUUACACUUUUAAUCAUUAUCGACCAGAGACAAGGUAAAGGAACUUACGGAAGGAAAAGGUGUUGAUAUCGCUCUCGACUCGGUAGGAGGCGAUAUAUUUAUCGACUGCUUGAAAAGCUUAGCUUUUGAGGGAAUCUUAGUUACCAUAGGUUACGCUGGUGGAACUAUUCCAAAAGUUCCUGCAAAUUUAUUAUUACUAAAGUCUUGUUCGGUGAAAGGAAUUUAUUGGGGAGGCUAUGCUUUUAAAAAUCCAAUACUCUUUAAAGAGUCGAUAGAUGCUACUUUAAAAUAUAUGGAGGAAGGUAAAAUUUCGCCAGUUUAUACAGAUCAAUUUCAACUUGAAAAUGCAAAUGAAGCAUACGAAUAUUUAGCAAAUAGAAAAAGUAUUGGAAAAGUUUUAAUACGUUUAACUUGAUUAAAAAAAAAUAUCUAGGGAGAAAGAUGAAAGAAAGAAAAUAGCUUUAUUGCAAUUUCUUUAAUUUUUGAAUAAUUCAAUAAUCUCCUCUAUGUGAGAUGCUUCAAAUUGAUUCUAUAAGUAAAAUUUUCUUUCUCUUUAUUUCAUAUAUUGUCUUUUGAAACAAAUGAAUAAAACAGAUAAUGAAUAUUGAUGAUUUUUCAACCGAAUAAACAUGUUUAUUCUUUAAA
This is a messenger RNA of Dimorphilus gyrociliatus, 1566 nucleotides long. The record is from the annotation of a GenBank genome assembly. Lineage: Eukaryota; Metazoa; Annelida; Polychaeta; Dinophilidae.